Molecule: messenger RNA, 1206 nt
Organism: Saprolegnia parasitica CBS 223.65
Lineage: Eukaryota; Oomycota; Saprolegniomycetes; Saprolegniales; Saprolegniaceae
Exons: 2
Coding region: 1-1206 (401 amino acids)
Source: RefSeq, a predicted model, not a curated record
AUGCAGUGGUUGGACCGCUGGCGCCGGUCGUCGCUCGGGCCACGCUCGACGCUCUCGCUGCACAAGCAGGCGCCGCCGUCGUCUGUCUUUUGCUUCCCCCACGACGUGCGCACGCUCAGCGACGCUGACCUUACCGCGCACGGCGACCUGCUCGCGCGCCGCUUCUUGCGCCUCUGCGGCAGCACCAAACACGUGCACCACAGCGGUCCGCGCCCGGUGGUUGCCAAGUACGACAAGGCUGCGCACCUCUAUACGGUCCACGCAGUUGUCGAAGUCGAGCACAGCAGCGUUGACGAGGUCAUCGAACUCCUCGCCGGCGACAUGGACCCGUCGACCGCGCACCACGGCUUUAACGUCUUCAUGGCGCGCGUCUUCGGUGCCGACCUCGUCGCCGCCACCGACGUCCGCCGGUGUGCACCGACCACGCCGAGCGACGACGACGAUGCGAGCGACGUCCUGAGCGACCAUGAUGCGGCCAUGAGCACACUCGCCCGGCUCGAGCGCGCGGGUCUCGACGGCUGCGCGUCUCUCAAGCAAUCCGUGUUUGCGCAUCAGGGCCUCUUCACGAAGCGGCAGUCCGAGUGGCUCCUGCUGGACUACGCCAAGCAGCUCAGCGACACGUCCUUUGUCCGCGUCUUCAAGAGCGUCGACAACAACGUGUCCCACCCGACGCUCGAGCGCAAGGGCCACAAGAAGACGCAGGUCAUGCGGCGCCACAAGCACCUUCUCUUUGGCUUUUACGUUGAAGAGAAGGAAACACAAAUGUACUUGGAGCGCAUGGCGGCGUCGCUGACCGGGAUGCCGUCGCUGCUCUUCCGCCGCCGCCUCGGGCGCCGACUCACGACGCGCCGGCUCAAAAUUCCCGAGCUCACGCGCUCGUGCGCGGGCUGCAACGCGCUCUUUGGUCUUCGCAAGUCGGUCUGUCGGCUCUGCAACGAGUACUACUGCUUUGAGUGCACGAGCGUCCAGCGCGCCGAGACGGCCGUCCAUGUCCCGCUUCUCGAGCUGCGCGUCUGCCACGAAUGCGUCCAGCGCGCCAAAGACGGCAGCGACUUGGACUUCACCACCGACCACGUCGACCUCGCGCCGUUCAUCAACAGCGGCUGCCACGACCCAGCGUGGCUCUUUGCCAUCUCCGACCGCGCCAUGUUUCGCAUCAGCGAAGGCACGUCCGACGGCGCCAGCACGACCGCGUGGCCCAACUAG